AUGCCUACAUUAGACCAAUCAUACGUCACAAAAGGAAGUUGGAGACCAGACCUUUUCAAAGGUAAAGUUGCCUUUGUUACUGGAGGUGCAGGUUCCAUCUGUAAAGUUCAAACCGAAGCAUUGAUCUUGUUGGGUGCCAAUGCAGCUAUUGUUGGUAGAAACAAGGAAAAGACUGAUGCUGCCGCCAAGGAAUUGGAGGGAUUAAGGCCAGGUGCUAAAGUUGUAUCCUUGUCAAACAUUGAUGUCAGAGAUGUCAAGCAAUUGACCGAGGCCGCAAACAAAGCAGUCCAAGAAUUGGGCAGAAUCGAUUUCGUUAUUGCUGGUGCCGCCGGUAACUUUUUGUCAGACUUCACACAUUUGUCAUCGAAUGCUUUCUCCUCGGUUGUCAACAUUGAUUUGAUUGGUUCAUUCAACACUGUCAAAGCUUGUUUUGAACAAUUGAAGAAGAACAAGGGUGCAAUCAUUUUUGUCAGUGCAACCUUGCACUACUAUGGUGUUCCAUACCAAAUUCACGUCGGUGCCGCCAAAGCCGGUGUUGACGCAUUGUCAAACGCCUUGGCCACUGAAUUGGGACCCCUUGGUAUCAGAUCCAACUGUAUCGCACCUGGUCCUAUUGCCGACACUGAGGGUAUGUCCAGAUUGGCCCCUGGUGUUAUUGAUCAAGUUGCUUCAAAGGUUCCAGUUCAAAGGUUGGGAAGCAAACAGGAUAUCGCAGAUGCCACCGUAUACUUGUUCUCACCUGCCGGUAACUUUGUGAAUGGUGAAAUUUUGGUUGUUGAUGGAGGUGCAUGGCACAUUGGACAAGGUAUCGCGGGCGCUGGAUACCCAGUCAAUGUUAAAAGAAACCAGGAAAGUAAGACUUUCAAAUUGUAG
Molecule: messenger RNA, 873 nt
Organism: Lodderomyces theae
Lineage: Eukaryota; Fungi; Ascomycota; Pichiomycetes; Serinales; Debaryomycetaceae
Exons: 1
Coding region: 1-873 (290 amino acids)
Biological process (GO): fatty acid catabolic process
Molecular function (GO): 2,4-dienoyl-CoA reductase (NADPH) activity
Source: RefSeq, a predicted model, not a curated record